AUGGAACCUAGAGAUGAUCCUAGACGACAAGUACAACCACCGUCUCCAUUGCCGUCUAGUUCUUCUUCCUAUUUACUGAAAGAUAUCUCGAAUUUCAAAACCCCAAAAAACCCUUCCAAAAUUCCCCGUACGCCGAGUACCAAAUCCGAUGCCAAAUUCUUCACCGCUCAGAAAGCAACUCCAUCUUCGAUGGCAUCUCGGCGUAAAAUGUCGGCGGCGGCUCCCACCAGGAGUAAAGCCGCCCGGAGACUGAAAGAUUUUGAACUCGAGCAAUCCAAGUCUGCUCGGAGGAAUCAGGUUACGAAGGAGAAAUCAUUAAAGUCGCUGUCGAAAUCUCUCUCAGUUUGGCUGAAUUUUUUGUUUGAGAAUCCUAAAUCCUGCGGGUGUGACGUAUCGAGAUUCACCGGAGAAUUUGACCGGGAUGGGAGUCAUUCUAGUCAAGGAGACAAAGAGUGUUCGGCAAAAGGGAAGAGGGAGGCUGGCCCCGGCAGGGGAGUUAAAGUUGGCGUGGAUGGGCCGUGGCGAGGUCCCAAGAGGCAGAGGGAUAUGAAAUGGAAGGGAAAUUCUGAAAGUAGAGAUCCAUUGCAUCUAGGUUUGAAGACUUCAUUGAAGGAUAUUUGCAGUUUCGACGAUCUCAAGGAGCGAAUGAGGGCUUACUUGAGCUUGGACAGUUGCAAUGAGAUAUUUGAUACAAUGACACAAGUGGCAAAGAAUAUUGAUGAUGGGCGGUUAAAUAUGAGGGCACAUUGUCCAAUAGUCACAGAUGUUGGAAUGAAAGAGAGAUCGUUGGGAAUCCUUAUGAGUUACAACCCUGUAUGGUUACGGAUUGGACUUUUUGUUAUAUUAGGAGGAGAUUUGCUACUGCCAACUGCACAGGUUAACUCUGAACAAGAAAUGACUUUCUUGAGGAUGGUUAUUGAGAAGCAUUUCUUCUCACAUGCUGAGCUCGCAAAGAUCUUUGCUUAUAACAAAAUGGUCGAUGGGUUGUAUAGACCUGGAUACUUUGAGAAACUGGGAAGUGUAAUUUUGAAGCGUUUUUUGCUGCUUGUACUUGUACUUGAUCGGGCCAAAUCCCAAAGUAGCUUACCCCUUAAAUAUGGAAUAGAUGGACGUGAUGGGGGUUCGCCGCUAUUAUUCUCCUCGCAGUCUAAUAUCAAGUCAAGCCGUCAAGUGAUAUCUGAGUUCUUAACUUCUGAUAUAAUGCAUGGGGAAGGCAAUCUCCUGGCACAUCUAACCAUUGUAGGUUAUAAAGUGACUUACCAACAGAGUCCUCUAGUUGAGUAUAGCUUUAAGGUGACGGAACUAUAUGAAGAUCUUCAAGAUGGUAUUCGGUUAUGCAGGGCGAUACAGCUUCUGCAGCAUGAUUCUUCCAUUCUCUUGAAAUUAGUAGUCCCAUCGGAUACUCACAAGAAGAGCCUAGUUAACUGUGGUGUUGCCAUCCAAUACUUGAAGCAGGCUGGAGUGCCUCUUCAUGAUGAGGAUGGCACGUUGAUUACUGAAGAAGAUAUUGCUAAUGGAGAAAAGGAGUUGGUGCUUUCCUUGCUUUGGAAUAUGUUUGUUCACUUGCAGUUGCCUCUCUUAAUCAAUAAAAAGCUAUUGUCAAUGGAGAUAUCCAAAAUCAGAGGAGUCAUUGUGGAACAUUCUAGCUCUUGCACUACACUGGAAAUGCUUCUUAACUGGAUCCAGGCAGUUGGUGAAAGCUAUGAGCUAAAAGUUGAGAACUUUUCUUCAUUGGUUGAUGGAAAAGCCAUGUGGUGUUUAUUGGAUUAUUAUUUUCGAAAAGAACAUAGUUCCUCAUUUUCUUCAAAGGAUCCAGAUGAGACAAAUAAAGUAAUUUCCUUAGUGUCAACAAGUGAAUAUGCAGAUGCCGUGCACAACUUCAUAUUAUCUCAGAAACUGACGUUGCUACUUGGCAACUUCCCGGAGGUUUUACAAGUCAGUGACCUACUCGAAUACAACAGUGCAUGUAAUGAUCGAAGUGUCAUUAUUCUCCUGGUGUUUUUGUCCUUUCAACUGCUGGUGAAACGAAAUAUGGACCAACUAAAUUUUCACAAAUUGCUGGGGCCGGACAUUCAAACUCCUGAAAGGAAGCAUCCAAGUACUCAACUUUCAUUUCUGCAUUCUCCAACAGUCUUAAAUCCUGAAGAUGCUUCAAGGAGUUUUAAGGCCAUAAUGACUUGGUGGCAAGAUAUGGCCCAGAUGAAUAACCGAUGUAAUCCCAAAACUGCUACUGCUAUUCAACAGUGUUCGUUGAUUACUAGAAAGGCCAGCAACAUCGAAAGAGAAAAUGCUGCGAAAAUGAUACAGUCUCAUUUCAGACGGUUACUGGAAUUUCGGAAAUACAUGAAGAUGAGAAAGGCAACUUACUUACUACAAGUUGCUGUACGGGCUUGGCUAGCUGCGAAAUUAAGAUCAUCCAAACAUUUCUCUGGACCGAAUUCUCAGACAUCAUUCUUUUGUACAGUAAAGAAUCCUGAGAAUUGCAGGGGUUACAUGGCACUUAUGGUUGAUAGGCAUGAUUUCGUCAACUUGAGAACAUCUGUUUUAGUAAUCCAGCAUGCUGUAAGAAUGUGGAUAUCCCGUAGAAGACAGAAAGAAAGUAGGUUAUUGCAAGAUCUAACCAUGGCUGCAACUGUUAUUCAAGCAUGCAUUCGUGGAACAAAUGUAAGGUCUCAGUAUACCCAAAUGGUUGCCAAUUUCCAUCAAGACGUUUUAUAUUCUCUCCAUUCACAAGCAGCAUUGAUUAUUCAAAGUUCUUGGAGAAAGUUUAUUGUCCGGAAGUCUCUUCAAGAGAAACACUUCGCUGCAACUAAGAUUCAGAGCCAGUUUCGUGGCUUUCAGAUGAGGAAAAGUUUGGAGGAGCAGAAAGAAGCUGUAUUGAAAAUUCAAAGUAUAUUUAGAUGCUUAAGAUGUAAAAAAGAUUUCCAGCGCUACAUGAGGAUACAUUCAUCAGUGAUUGUCAUUCAGUCCCACUUCCGAAGAUGGGAUGCACAGAGGAGAUACCAUGUCCUUAGAUGUCAUGCGGUGAUGAUUCAGUCACAGCAUUUCUUCAUUCAAUUUUCUAGACAUAAUGAGGCUGCUAUUAGGAUUCAAACUGAUUUUCGGUGCAUGAAACAAUGCAAGGCAUAUUCUUCCCAGAGAUUUGCCGCCAUACAAAUCCAAAGUUUUGUUAGAGGCUACAUCACGAGAAAAAGGCUUCUUGGGUCUUCCUUUUGCCACAAGAUCUCGAACAAUGAUUUCAGUAACAGAAAUUUCAAAGGAAAAAGGAUUGUUCAAUCUGUUUUGAAGUUGCAACAGUGGUGGAGGAAAGUUUUGUUACUGAAGAUGACUAAGUCGGCAAUAACUAUCCAGUCAUAUUACAGGCAGUGGAUGGCACGUAAAAGGGCCUCAAGAGAAAGGCAACGCAUUGUUGUCAUCCAAUCUUACUGGAAAGGUUACCUUGCUAGAAAAGAUUCCAAGGGGCAGCUUAAAGACUUGCGCGUGAAAGUUCAAAAAACUGCUGCAAACAUAGAUAAUAGCAUGCGUUUGAUAAACAGACUUCUCGCUGCUCUUGCUGAACUCCUGAGUAUGAGAAGCAUUAGCGGGAUCCUUCACACUUGUGCCACAUUAGAUGUGACUACUGAACAUUCACAGAGAUGUUGCGAAGAACUUGUUGCGGCAGGAGCUGUUGGCACCUUGCUGAAGCUUAUCCAAUCUGUUAGCCGGAGUAUACCUGAUCAGGAAGUUCUAAAGCAUGCAUUGUCUACUCUAAGAAACCUGGCCAGAUACCCUCACUUGACAGAAGUGCUAAUCGAUACUCAUGGAUUUGUUCAAACAAUUUUAUGGGAGUUGAUACGUAACAAAGAGGAAGGGUAUUUUAUUGCGUGCGACCUGCUGAAGAAGAUAUGUUCAAACAAAAAAGGCUCAGAGGCUAUGCAAAGUUAUCCACCCCUGAUAAAAAGACUACACACCCUUGUGGAUGAUCUCAAAAAGAAGGCAGGAAAUGAUAAGAGGAACGUUCGCAGUUCAGUAUCUAGAGAACACGCUGAUAGAAGGCUGAAGGAAGCUGUAGAGCUGAUUGAAUUGAUUAGAAAAAGAUGA
Oldenlandia corymbosa var. corymbosa is the source of this 4080-nucleotide messenger RNA. The record is from the annotation of a GenBank genome assembly. NCBI's taxonomy places the organism in Eukaryota, Viridiplantae, Streptophyta, Magnoliopsida, Gentianales, Rubiaceae.